This is a messenger RNA of Solanum stenotomum, 979 nucleotides long. Its product is annotated as nicotinamidase 2-like. NCBI's taxonomy places the organism in Eukaryota, Viridiplantae, Streptophyta, Magnoliopsida, Solanales, Solanaceae. Bases 71 to 664 code for a protein of 197 amino acids. The transcript has 3 exons. The record is from RefSeq and is a predicted model, not a curated record.
GUACUGGAAACUCGAAAGUGGAUAAACUCACUUCCCUGCUUAGACUUUAGAGCACCAAAAUUCUCUAACAAUGGCUUCUUCUUCAUCAUACAAAAAAUUCGAGACCCGAAAACGAGAUCCAGACUCGAAAUCCGCUGUUCUAUUGGUGAUUGAUAUGCAGAACUACUUCUACUCCAUGGGUAAACCGAUUCUACCAGCAAUCAAAACCACAAUCGAUCUCUGCCGGCGGAAUUCCGUGCCGGUGAUAUUCACGCGCCACCGUCAUAAGUCACCGGAGGAUUACGGCAUGAUUUACGAGUGGUGGAACGGUGAUAUUAUCAGAGAUGGAACCGUUGAAGCUGAACUUAUACCGGAGUUGGAUCGGAGAGACGGUGAUUUGGUGGUCGAAAAACACACUUACAGUGCCUUCAGAGAUACAAACUUAGAGGAGAAACUGUUGGAAAUGGGGAUAAAGGAGGUAAUAGUGACUGGAGUAAUGACCAAUCUGUGCUGCGAGACCACAGCCAGAGAGGCAUUUGUUAGAGGGUUCAGAGUCUUCUUUUCCACAGAUGCAACUGCAACUUCCUCAGCAGAACUGCAUGAUGCUACAUUGAAGAACUUAGCUUAUGGUUUCACUUAUUUGGUUGAUUGCAAAAGGAUUCAAGCUGCCUUCUCAAUUCCCUGAGCACUCAAGAGUCGAGGUAAUAUUAUAGCAGACGAAACUAGUGAGGGAGGAACUAUGGAGAAGUACUUUAGUGAGUAAAUAUUUUAGAAUAAGCAGAUGUAAGAUAAAAUGAAAUACAUGACAAGAUUUACCUUCUCAUGUCAAAGGUGAGUACUUAUUUGCAUCGAGUGUUUACAUCGAAAUAGUGUAAUUUAUCUUGAAAAGAUAUGGUUAUGGUGAGUACUAAAUGCCUAAAUCUCAUAUAUGUCUAUAGGCUGGUUUAUAUACAUUAUUUUCUAUAUUAUAUGUUUUGGAAAUUCAGUUAUUUUCACUAUA